UCUCCCUUCUCUCUCUGUCGAAGCACCUCCCGAGUCCUCUCUCUCUCUCUCUCUCUCUCUGAAGCCCUAAAGUUUUCUGCCCUAGAUCAGAGGGAGGGAACAAUUCCACCGGUGAGGAUUCACGGAUCAGAUCCGAGCGUACCUUUUUGCUAAGGCGGUGUUCGUUCUCUACUUAUUCGCGGCCCUUCCCAGUCCUCGACGGGUAUCGUUCGGCCGGAAUCGGCUCUCUCCGGCGAGGAUUUCGCGGUAAUUUGCCGGAUAAUGUGAAGGGAGUUCGGGGUUGAGCCGUCUUAUCCUCCCAGCUCCUGGCGACAUGGACAGGUCCGCGCUUACCGUUGGUCCCGGCAUGGACAUGCCGAUAAUGCACGACAGUGAUCGGUAUGAGCUCGUCCGGGACAUAGGAUCGGGGAAUUUCGGCAUUGCGAGGCUGAUGAGGGACAAGCAAUCGAAGGAACUUGUGGCUGUCAAGUACAUCGAGCGCGGCGAGAAGAUCGAUGAAAAUGUUAAGAGAGAAAUUAUUAAUCAUAGGUCUUUGAGGCAUCCUAACAUCGUCAGAUUCAAAGAGGUUAUAUUGACGCCCACUCAUCUGGCGAUCGUUAUGGAGUAUGCAGCUGGUGGGGAGCUUUUUGAGCGAAUCUGCAAUGCUGGACGCUUCAGUGAGGAUGAGGCACGUUUCUUCUUUCAACAACUAAUCUCGGGUGUUAGUUACUGUCAUUCUAUGCAAGUCUGUCACCGUGAUCUGAAACUUGAAAACACACUUUUAGAUGGGAGUGCAGCUCCUCGUCUGAAGAUAUGUGACUUUGGCUAUUCAAAGUCUUCUGUGCUGCAUUCACAGCCAAAGUCUACUGUUGGCACUCCUGCAUAUAUUGCACCAGAGAUACUGCUCAAUAAGCAUUAUGACGGAGAGAUUGCUGAUGUGUGGUCUUGUGGAGUAACGUUAUUUGUCAUGUUAGUGGGUGCCUACCCUUUUGAGGAUCCUGCAGAGCCUAAAAAUUUUAAGAAGACUAUACAGCGAAUAGUGAAUGUACAAUACGCUAUCCCAGAAAAUAUUCAAAUCUCCCCAGAAUGUCGAAACCUAAUCUCGAGGAUCUUUGUCCCCACUCCAGCUACGAGAAUUACAAUACCUGAGAUCCAGUACCAUGAAUGGUUCCUAAAGAACCUUCCGGAAGAUCUCAUGCAAGAAAACACAAUGAAUUUUGAAGAGCCGGACCAACCAAUGCAGAGCGUGGAUGAGAUCAUGCAGAUACUAGCUGAAGCUACAAUUCCUGCAGCUAAUACACACAUUGGCCAGUUCUUCCCAGGAUCUUUUGAUCUAGAUGACGAUGAAAUGGAUGAUCUGGACUCCGACCCCGACCUUGACAUCGACAGCAGUGGAGAAAUCAUCUAUGCUAUGUGAUUAUCUUAAUCUUAUAAAUGCUAGAGGCCUGAGUGUUACUCAUCCUGCCCGAUCAUGGCUUGGGAAUCAUGCGGCCUUCAGACUUGUGUAGUGACGACGCUCUUCUCGACUGAAGUUUUUUGGGUCAAAAUCUGGAGAGUAAGUCAUUAGCACCUGUAAUCUAUAUAUGUUGGUGGUUUCACUUGAUGCUUGUUCAUAUACACGUUGCCAGGGUUCUGUUUCAUAUAUUUGGAAUGGCUUCUGAUUGUUCCAACUGCAACCGCUGUUUAAACUUGUCAAGAAGACACUAGGGCUCGAUUGCAGUGGCGUUGUACUCUCUCUGUUGUGACACUAUUUAUGUAGCUUUACCAUUCUAAUAUCCAAUGGGUAGCAGCUCCAUAUUUGUGAAUAA
Molecule: messenger RNA, 1787 nt
Organism: Nymphaea colorata (pocket water lily)
Lineage: Eukaryota; Viridiplantae; Streptophyta; Magnoliopsida; Nymphaeales; Nymphaeaceae
Product: serine/threonine-protein kinase SAPK10-like
Exons: 9
Coding region: 314-1396 (360 amino acids)
Biological process (GO): intracellular signal transduction; protein phosphorylation
Cellular component (GO): nucleus
Molecular function (GO): ATP binding; protein serine/threonine kinase activity
Source: RefSeq, a predicted model, not a curated record